AUGGUCAUAAAAGAUUUUGAAGAACUUCCUGUUCUGGAAAAUCGACCGAGAGAAAUGAUCACGGAAAAGAAGGACGAAAAAGGCAGCUCUAGAGUUCUCGAAUCGAUUCUUAGUACAAAAACACUGGCUCCAUCCGCAGCUUUUCAACAAGCACUGCUUGCAAUCAUGGAGGAAAAUCAAACAGAUGAAAAGAAAUCGCUUGAUGAUAUGAACUGGGAAUCAAGUGAUUCUUUCCAAAGCUCAAGACCGCCUACUCAAGUUUUGAUGGAUUGUAGGAGAAUGAGCGCUGAUGACAACAUUAUUGGACUUCGACUUGGUCCGAAUCGACGACGAGGUGGAAUCAUUGGAGAGAUCGAUUUGACUAAAACAGCUUUUGUGAAAACUGAAAAUAUCGACAAAUAA
This is a messenger RNA of Oikopleura dioica, 402 nucleotides long. NCBI's taxonomy places the organism in Eukaryota, Metazoa, Chordata, Appendicularia, Copelata, Oikopleuridae. The record is from the annotation of a GenBank genome assembly.